AUGGCUUCGGCGCAGACUGUCGAGCAGCCAGAGUGGCCGGCUCUGCGCGUGCGGAAUGCCUUUCUAGACUUUUUCAAGGAAAAUGGCCAUACCUUUGUGCCCUCCUCUUCCGUUGUACCCCUCUCAGACCCAACUCUACUAUUCACAAAUGCGGGAAUGAACCAGUACAAGUCCAUUUUCCUGGGCACUGUUGAUCCAAACUCGGAUUUUGCGACCCUGAGACGUGCGCAUAACUCGCAGAAGUGUAUACGUGCUGGUGGAAAACAUAAUGAUCUUGAUGAUGUUGGGAAGGACAGUUAUCACCAUACCUUCUUUGAGAUGCUGGGUAACUGGAGUUUUGGAGACUAUUUCAAGAAGGAAGCUAUCAGAUAUUCGUGGGAUCUUCUCACUAAAGUUUACGGCCUUAACCCUGCCCGGUUAUACGUGACCUACUUCGAGGGAAAUCCCGAUGCGGGCAUCGGCCCUGAUUUGGAGGCUAAAGAAUUAUGGUUGUCCGUGGGCGUUGCAGAGGAUCACCUCCUCUCUGGGAAUAUGAAGGAUAAUUUUUGGGAGAUGGGAGAGCAAGGGCCAUGCGGUCCCUGCAGCGAAAUCCAUUACGAUCGAAUCGGAGGCCGCAAUGCUUCCCAUCUCGUGAACCAGGAUGACCCGAAUGUGCUGGAAAUCUGGAAUAACGUCUUCAUCCAAUACAAUCGCGAGCCUGACAAAUCCCUGCGCCCCUUACCUAACAAACACGUCGACACCGGGAUGGGUUAUGAGCGCCUCGUUUCAAUCCUCCAAAACAAAUCGUCAAACUAUGACACAGAUGUCUUUACCCCGCUUUUCGGAAAGAUCAGUGAGAUUACGGGUUGCCGUCCAUAUACCGGGAAAUUCCAUGAUGAAGACACCGAUGGAAUUGAUACUGCAUACCGCGUUGUUGCUGACCAUGUUAGAACUCUCACGUUUGCUAUUUCCGAUGGCGCUUCUCCAAAUAAUGAAGGUCGGGGCUAUGUAGUUCGACGAGUUCUCCGGAGAGGUGCUCGAUAUGCGCGCAAAUAUUUAAAUGUUGAAAUUGGCGGAUUCUUUUCGAAAAUUGUCCCUACCCUGGUCGAUCAGAUGGGCGAUAUGUUCCCUGAAAUCAGACGGAAACAGACAGAUGUAAUGGAAAUUUUGGAUGAGGAGGAAAUCUCCUUCGCCAAGACACUCGACCGUGGGGAACGCCUCUUUGAGGAAUAUGCCCUGCAGGCUAAGCAAAAGGGGUUUGGUAAACUACACGGGGCAGAUGUAUGGCGGCUUUACGAUACUUUUGGUUUCCCUGUGGAUUUGACGCGGCUGAUGGCUGAGGAGCGAGGUCUAACUAUUGAUAAUGCUGAAUUCGAAGAAGCUCGGUUAAAAGCAAAGGAGGCAAGCAAGGGCCAAGGGAAACGAACUGCAGAUGUAGUGAAGUUGACUGUUCAUGAUCUUGGCCUCCUCGAGACCAUGGAAGAUGUCCCCAAAACGAAUGAGGAUGCGAAGUUUGGGAGGGGCAACAUCACAUCGCAAAUUAAGGCGAUAUAUUAUAACAAGAAUUUUGUCGAUUCAACCAAACAUAUCCCACAGGGAGAGCAAUUUGGUAUUAUCCUCGACCGCACCAACUUCUACGCAGAGCAAGGAGGUCAGGAGAAUGAUACUGGAAAGAUCAUUAUCGAUGGCAAGGCGGAGCUUGCUGUGGAAGAUGUCCAGGUUCUCGGCGAUGGUAUCGAGCACAAUGGCUCCCUUGUCGCUGCUGAGAAGCUACGCUUUGACUUCUCUCACAAGUCUGCUGUCUCAGACUCUGACCUUGAAAAAAUCGAACGGAUAUCCACCGACUAUAUCCGUCAAAACUGCGCAGUGUAUGCCAAGGACGUUCCUCUCGCCACCGCCCGGGGAAUAUCUGGCGUCCGCGCCGUCUUCGGCGAAACCUAUCCAGACCCCGUCCGCGUCGUCUCCGUCGGUGUCGAACUCGAAGAGAUCCUCCAAAAUGUCCAUGAUCCACGCUGGAAGGACAUCAGUAUCGAAUUCUGCGGCGGCACCCAUGUCCAGAAGACGGGCGAUAUCAAAGAUCUUGUCAUCCUUGAAGAGAGCGGGAUUGCGAAGGGAAUCCGACGCAUAAUUGCCGUUACAGGUGAAGAGGCACACGAGGUCCAACGCAUCGCGAAAGAAUUUGGUGAGCGCCUACGGCGCUUUGAAAAAAUGGAGCUUGGCCCACAAAAGGAGAUUGAGGCCAAGUUGCUGCAGGUAGAUCUAAAUCAGCUAUCGAUAUCUGCGGUUGAAAAAGCGCGGUUCCGGGAGCAGUUUGCGCAGAUCCACAAGAAGGUGCUUGAGGGCCAGAAGGCGGCGCAAAAGCUGGAGUCGAAAAAAGCGCUUGAUGCCAUCACAGGAUAUUUCGAGGCACCUGAGAAUAAAGUUGCGCCGCAUCUUGUGAUGCAAUUGCCAAUCUCGGCGAAUCCCAAAGCUUUGAGCGAUUCUUUGAAUUUCGUCAAGACCAAGAUGCAAGACAAAUCUGUUUAUGUGUUUGCGGCGGAUAAGGAGGCAGGCAAGGUUGUGCAUGGCUGCCAUGUUGCUCAGGCUUUAAGUGAGCAAGGAGCAACGCCUAAUGACUGGGCUAAUACUGUGUCGAGCAUUGUUGGUGGGCGUGCGGGAGGUAAAGCGCCCAUCUCCAUUGGAAAUGGAACGGAGGCCGAAAAGCUAGAUGAAGCUAUUAAGGCUGCGACGGAGUAUUUGGAGAAAUUUCUUUGA
Molecule: messenger RNA, 2733 nt
Organism: Histoplasma mississippiense
Lineage: Eukaryota; Fungi; Ascomycota; Eurotiomycetes; Onygenales; Ajellomycetaceae
Exons: 7
Coding region: 1-2733 (910 amino acids)
Biological process (GO): alanyl-tRNA aminoacylation; tRNA modification
Cellular component (GO): cytoplasm; mitochondrion
Molecular function (GO): amino acid binding; nucleic acid binding; aminoacyl-tRNA deacylase activity
Source: RefSeq, a predicted model, not a curated record